Teleopsis dalmanni is the source of this 2662-nucleotide messenger RNA. RefSeq names its product glucose dehydrogenase [FAD, quinone]-like. Lineage: Eukaryota; Metazoa; Arthropoda; Insecta; Diptera; Diopsidae. The transcript has a single exon. The annotation marks the transcript as partial. The record is from RefSeq and is a predicted model, not a curated record. Gene Ontology annotation, molecular function: oxidoreductase activity, acting on CH-OH group of donors; flavin adenine dinucleotide binding.
UUGUUAACACAAAUAUUUUGUGCUAUCAAAGCACAAGAACGUAACGUUAUACUUUCAUUUCUGGAAUUUCUACAACGCGGUCAGACUGAAGUUAAUCUCGAAAAUCGUGAUAACAUUUACAAUUUAUUAGCAGAAUAUGAUUUUAUAGUAGUGGGUGCAGGUACGGCAGGUUGUACAAUAGCCGCACGUUUGUCCGAAAAUCCAAAAUGGCGUGUUCUAUUGUUAGAAGCGGGCGGUCCCGAAAAUCUAGUUAUGGAUGUGCCCAUCGUAGCGCAUUUCUUACAACUCGGUGAAAUGAAUUGGAAGUAUCGUACACAAGCGACAAAUACGGCUUGUCUCGCCAUGAAUAAUAAUCGUUGUAACUGGCCGCGCGGUAAGGUUAUGGGUGGAUCGUCGGUACUCAAUUAUAUGAUGUACACACGUGGUAAUCGUAAGGAUUAUGAUCGUUGGGCGGAAUUAGGUAAUGAAGGUUGGAGUUAUCGAGAUGUGUUACCAUAUUUUCAAAAAUAUGAAGGCUCAACGGUACCAGAUGCGGAACCAGAUUAUGUUGGCCGCAAUGGUCCAGUCAAAAUUUCCUAUCUUAAAUGGCGUACCGCUAUAGCAGAUGCUUUCGUUGCGGCAGCACAACAAGAUGGUUUGAAAUAUCGUGACUAUAAUGGACAUAUACAAACGGGAGUGUCCUACUUACAAACAACAACAUAUAAUGCUUUACGUUGGAGUUCAAACCGUGCAUAUUUAUAUCCAUUAAAAGGAAAACGUCCAAAUUUGCAUAUAAAAAAAUUUGCUUUAGUCACUAAAGUUUUAAUCGAUCCAGAUACAAAAACUGCUUAUGGCAUUAUAAUGAGUACUGGUGGAAGGUCGUACAAAGUGUUAGCAAAACGUGAAGUUAUUUUAAGCGCUGGUGCUAUUAAUACACCACAAUUGUUAAUGUUAUCGGGUGUAGGACCUGCAAAACAUUUACGGGAAAUGGGUAUAAAACCAUUAGCAGAUUUAGCUGUUGGUUAUAAUUUACAAGAUCACAUAGCACCAGCACUGACUUUUCUAACGAAUGCUACAUCAUUGCAUUUUGAGGCUUUUUUCGAAAGUAGAAGAAUAAAUCAAUUUAUGAGCGGUGAGGGUCCUUUUGGAUUACCUGGCGGAUGUGAAGCAAUUGCUUUUUGGGAUCUCGAUCAUCCCACAAAACAAGAUGGUUGGGCUGAUAUUGAGUUAUUUUUUGUUGGUGGAGCUUUAAAUUCUAAUCCUGCUAUAAUGAAUGCAUUUGGUUUAAAACAAAAUUUGUAUCACGCUUUAUAUGAGGAUAUUGAGCGUGAUAAUUUGGAUGCGUUUAUGAUAUUUCCAAUGAUACUUAGACCAAAAAGUCGUGGACGUAUAAUGCUCAAGAGUAAAGACCCAUUAAAAUAUCCACUUAUAUAUGCAAAUUAUUUUGCACAUCCUUACGAUUUGGAUAUAGCUGUGCGUGGUAUGUUAAAAGCUAUAAGUUUAAUGGAUCAACCAGCAUUUAAGGCAAUCAAUGGGAGAUUACUAGAGAAAGUAUUACCGACUUGUAAAAAAUAUGGUUAUAAAACAAGAGCUUAUUGGGAAUGUUAUGCACGUCAUUUCACUUUAACUAUUUAUCAUUACUCGGGAACAGCUAAAAUGGGGCCUUACACAGAUCGUUCAGCAGUAGUGGAUCCAAGACUGCGCGUUUAUGGUAUAAAAAAUCUAAGAGUAGCUGAUGCUAGUAUAAUGCCAGAAUUAAUAGCAGGUCAUCCAAAUGGUCCGGUGUUUAUGAUAGCAGAGAAGGCGGCUGACAUGAUCAAACAGGAUCACAAUUACAUAGCAGGUUAAAAAAUUCGCGAAUUUAAAUUUUUUAUUUAGGGAAGUUAUGCUUAAGUACUGCGUGUGUAUAGUUCAAGAGCCAUGCCAAUGCCAAAUUUUUGAUAUGGAUGGCGCAUAGUAAUCGAAGUUAAAAACAAUAUAUUGUGUUGCAUUGAUCGUUGCUGACAUUAAAUUGUGGUUUACGUGGUUAUUGACAUGCAAGACUAUAAGCAGAAAAUUCAAACAAUUUUCAGUGAAGUAGAAUAUCAAAGUUAUUCGCAUUAUUUUUAUUUUAUUUUAUACAAAAUUUACUAACUCUAUUCUAAGCUACCCCCUUGCCAACGCCAACACUAAAACAUUGCAUCUACAAGCAAUAAAAUUAGUAACUGAAAAACUAACUUAAGUAGCAAAACAAAAGCGAAAAAAUAUCUGCAAGUUCAGCGUGAACGUCGUCAUCAACACUUUAUCGCCGUUACCAAAAACCGCUGCUUCAUAGACGGCACAACAACAAACACAGCAGAGACAAAAAUUAAACUAUGAGCAGACACUCAAAACAACCUGUUUGAUUGUAAGCGUGAUCUCUGAGAUACUUAUUCGCAUGAACUAUCAAGUAUAAAGAUACUAGCAAAUCGGCAAAGAAGGAGAAUGACACAAGCGCUAGGCAAUACGUUUUUACUUAAUAUUAAAGUGAACUUGAAUAGACCAAAAGUCAGCAUUUAUAGUUACGUAUUCGAUUAGUCAAGACGAACUAACGGACGGGCUCGCGUUAAAGAACUUUAUAUCGCGGCAGCGUUAAAAAAAAUUAAUUUGAAUUUAAUAUUAAAAAAUCGAAUUUGAAAAAAAAAUUUAUUAAAAAAGUUUUAUA